AUGAUACAGCUGAGCAUCUCAACGCCUGACAAGAGAAAGGUACUAUUGGAGUGCCAGGCAUCGAUGACUUUUGCAGAGGUGAAGCGACAAGUCGAGGCAGAGACAGCCGUUCCGCCUGACAAGCCGAAGCCCGAGCGAGAUUGCAUUUCCGAGCUGUGUUUUCAUAUUCGCACGACCAAAUGUAACUCUUGUGUUCAUUUCCCCUUUGUCGCACAUGUUCCACUGCCAUGGGCUCCAUGUGCGGGCGCAGGUUCGCCGCUGAGUUGGAAACCUUGGUGCCGAAAGUCAGAUGUUUGUUUCUCUUCUUUGUGCUUCCAGGCGGUAGAUGCCGUUACAGUAUUCAUCGCGCGGACUUGUACUAGCCAUAAUUCGUCACGGCACAAUUUUCACGAUUUACGUCAGAGUUGUAUUAAGCUUCUUGAGCUCUUGUUCUGUGAAGGGAAGGCUGCAUGA
Symbiodinium sp. CCMP2592 is the source of this 453-nucleotide messenger RNA. NCBI's taxonomy places the organism in Eukaryota, Dinophyceae, Suessiales, Symbiodiniaceae. The record is from the annotation of a GenBank genome assembly.